Dentiscutata erythropus is the source of this 355-nucleotide messenger RNA. The record is from the annotation of a GenBank genome assembly. Lineage: Eukaryota; Fungi; Glomeromycota; Glomeromycetes; Diversisporales; Gigasporaceae.
AAAUAUUCAGCUACAUCAAUCUUCCAUGGGUCCUAAUAUACAAGAUGCUAGUAAAAAUUUUACAGGACAGAGCGAAAAUGAUAUUAGUGUUCCCCUUUUGGAAAUCUGCAUCAUAGUACCCAACUCUGGUGAAGAUCAUCAAAUCAAGACCAAUACAGAUUCCGAGUUGGGCAAUUCUUCCAGGUUAACAGUUACAUAUAUAUCCAAUUCGCAACCUCAAAUGGAAAGUUUACAUAGCACUUGUCUUAGGGAAUCUUUUCAGGAACAGGAAUAUUUAAAACAAGUGUUUGAACUGGCUUCAAAAGCUCUUGAUCCUAUAGCAUUGUCUACUGUAUCAUCUAACAUUUGUAUAUGA